Molecule: messenger RNA, 937 nt
Organism: Tinamus guttatus (white-throated tinamou)
Lineage: Eukaryota; Metazoa; Chordata; Aves; Tinamiformes; Tinamidae
Source: RefSeq, a predicted model, not a curated record
UCCCCCUCAGUGCUGCAAAACAGCAGAUGUCCAAUGCUCCUUCAAUGAGUUCCUCUUCCUGGCAUUCGAGAACACACAGGAGCUGCAGCUCUUGCACUCUGCAGUGUUUCUGUGCAUCUACCUGUUUGCCCUCCUGGGCAAUGGCAUCAUCAUCACAGCAGUAGUCUACGACUACCACCUCCACACCUUCAUGUACUUCUUCCUUCUCAUCCUCUCUGUACUGGAUACUGGCUCCACCUCCACAACUGUUCCCAAAUCUAUGGCCAAUUCUGUGUGGGACAUCAGGACCAUUUCCUACUUAGGCUGUGCUGCCCAGGUCUUUUUCCUCUUUUUCCUGCUUUCAGCUGAAUGUUCUCUUCUCACUGUCAUGGCCUAUGACCACUUUGCGGCCAUCUGCAGACCCUUGCACUAUGAGACCUUCGUGAGCAGCAGAGCUUGUGUCAAAAUGGCAGCAGCUGCCUGGGCCAGUGGUUUGCUCAAUGCUAUCCUGCACACUGCCAACACAUUUUCAAUACCACUCUGCCAAGGCAAUGUCAUGGAGCAGUUCUUCUGUCAAGUUUCCCAGCUCCUCAAGCUAUCGUGCUCAGACUCCUACCUCAGGGAAGCUGCCAUUAUUGUAUUUAAUUUUUGUUUAGUAUUUGGAUGCUUUGUUUUUGGUGUGCUGUCCUAUGUGCAGAACUUCACUGCUGUGCUGAGUAUUCCCUCUGAGCAGGGUCGGCACAAAGCCUUUUCCGUGUGCCUUCCUCACCUGGCUGUAAUCUUGCUUUCUGUCAGAACCAUCACGAUUGCGUCCCUCAAGCCCCUCUCCAUUUCCUCCCCAUCCCUGGAUUGGGGGGUGGCGGUUCUCUAUGCGGUGGUGCCUCCAGCAGUGAAGCCCCUCAUCUAUAGUUUGAGGAACAAGGAACUCGAGGAUGCGUUGAGAAAAUUGCUUCAGCAG